Magallana angulata is the source of this 1260-nucleotide messenger RNA. RefSeq names its product ubiquitin carboxyl-terminal hydrolase 16-like. Gene Ontology annotation, cellular component: cytosol; nucleus. Gene Ontology annotation, biological process: protein deubiquitination. The transcript has 12 exons. The record is from RefSeq and is a predicted model, not a curated record. Lineage: Eukaryota; Metazoa; Mollusca; Bivalvia; Ostreida; Ostreidae. Gene Ontology annotation, molecular function: cysteine-type deubiquitinase activity; cysteine-type endopeptidase activity. The coding region runs from base 1 to 1260 and encodes 419 amino acids.
AUGGAUGGCUUACAUAUUCUACUGCUAAUUCUACUUGGCAUAUUUAUUCUAGUUGUUGCUGUCUUGGUUGCAAUCCUCAUCCUUUGUAAGAAAAAACUCAAAAACCAAGGGGAAACGAAAAAUGGAAAUGAAAACCUUGGCAAUACCUGUUUCUUCAAUUCUGUUCUCCAGGCAUUGCAUUACACCAAAUCAUUUAAAGAGGCACUACUCUGUUUGAAGCCUCUCACACGAGAUUCGGAUAAUAUGGCAUUGACAAAAAAUGUCAUAGCACUGCUGGAGAAACAAACGAUACAGAAUGAAAAGCACAGAGAUGAACUAAAACGCGUUUUGAGUGCUGUCAGAAGGAUAAAUAGCCAGUUCGGGGGUGGAACACAAGAAGACAGCUAUGAACUUUUAAACACACUUGUUGGUGGAAUAUCUGAGGAAAUGAAUAACAACGAUAUUUUAUUUUCUACAGAUAGACGUUUAAUUGACGUGCGAAAAAUGUUUAAAGGAAUGUUCAUUGUGGUGUACGUUUACGACUCCUGUACUCAUGUUGAAGUAGAAUUUGAAGAAUUCACCACACUGAGCAUCCCUAUCGUUGAUCAAUCUGAGGUUUGUACAGUAAUACCACAUUAUGAGUUUCAAACGGUGACGGUGGAUUCAACGCGGAGUGGUGUUGAAAACGGGCUAGCUUCCUUAACACAAAUAGAAGAAUAUGAAAAUUUACCUUGCCGAAUUUGUAGUACAGGAGACGGUCUUGGGAAAUCUUACAGAAAAAUGCUUGUGUUUCAACCUCCUCCAGUACUUAUUAUACACAUUAACAGAUACCAGAUGAAUGACUCACACCAUCUUACCAAAAAUUCUAAACAGAUGUCAUACUUCAAAAGACUUGAUGUAUCACAGUUUUGUUCAGUUGCCAAUAACACAAUGUCGAAAGAGGAUUUGUUCUAUGAACUAUAUGCCGUUGUAGUUCAUACAGGAGAAAUUAGCGGUGGUCAUUAUUAUGCAUUUGUCAACACGACUAGAAAGCAUGAUGUUCAAAGAUGGGAACGUCUAGUUCGUAAAUCAACUGGAGACAUUGACACUUUAAAACGGCAAGCAGAAAUUAUUUUGCAAGAGAAGCGCAAUAUUCAUGAAAUGAGACAAGAAAGAACAGAAGAGAUCCCCGAGGUUAAGCCUAAUUGGUAUUACGUGAGCGAUCAGACAGUGACACCGGUAUCAGAGGAAGAUGUUCUAAGUCAUAAAGAUGCUUACAUCCUAUUUUAUGAAGUGCAAUGA